Messenger RNA from Vanessa atalanta (red admiral), 1848 nucleotides. RefSeq names its product augmin complex subunit dgt3 (gene dgt3). Bases 77 to 1765 code for a protein of 562 amino acids. The record is from RefSeq and is a predicted model, not a curated record. NCBI's taxonomy places the organism in Eukaryota, Metazoa, Arthropoda, Insecta, Lepidoptera, Nymphalidae. The transcript has 10 exons.
AUAACAGUCAUAACGGAAAAUAUUGUUAUUAACUAAAAAUAGCAUAAUAAAAUACAAUAUAUUAAGUUUUGUGAUUAUGAAUUACUUAAACGAUAUGAGCGAUGAGGAAUUCAUACCUUUCCUUGAUAGCCUCGGUGUUGAUACUUAUAAAAAGUCCUUUGAAUGGAUGUUAAACGAUCCGGACUUUUCUGAUGUUUUGCGAUGGAUUUAUAAAAAUUUGGAUCAAAAUAAUGCGUUAAGUGAGCGGGAGGAGUACAGAUAUGCAGAAUUAGAAGCAAAGGGAAAAUUAUUACCUGCACAUGAGUUGGAGGGUAAAAUUGUAUCUAUUCAAAAUGAAUUUCAAGGAAUUUGCCUACCAGGAGAUCAGGAUACAUUGGAAGAUAUUAAACUUGACAUCAGAAUGCAGAAAGAAAAGUUAAUGAUGUUGGAAAAGCAAGAGAUUAUCCUUAAGGAAUUGACGGCACAGAAUGAAUCAACGAAACAAGAAUUGACAUUGGAACUGACUAAGUUAAACACUGCUCUACAACAAUGUGCAGAAGAUGAAAAGGAAGCCGGUGAGGAGUGCAUACAAUUGGCAGAAGAAGAGGAAUGCAUUUUCAAUGAUGUUAUCCAUAUUAUAGGCGAUGUGUUGAGCAUAUAUGGAAAUUGUGCUGUUGAUAAGGAAUUAGCCAAAAGAUUUUUCACAUUUGGCCCAUUUGAGUCGUACAGACAAUCCCAAGCUCUAUUCAAGUCACACUUUGAUUUGUACACGUCCAAGAAAUUUAACAAGAAGCAAAACGAUAGUAUCAACGAAGAAGACCUAAGAACUGCAUUAGCCGAAGCAAAGAAUAUGGAACGAUGGCUUUCAGAUGCAGUGUGCUCUUACAUAGAAACAAAAGGAGAAUUGUGUGGCGAGCAAGCUAAGUUGCUUCUCAUAUCCAACUAUAAUCAUGUUCAUCCAAGCCAAAUUACUGUAUGUGCGAUGGAAGCCCAGAGUGCUAUAGAGUUGCUGGAACAAGAAGAAUCAAUAUUGGAGCAGCAGCUACAGACUGCUGUUAAACACUAUGUAGACAGACGUACCAGGUUGGCUGUGGAGAUGACUGCCAGAUCUGCAUUGGCUGUUAGAGAGGCGGUGGCGGCGGCGCUGGGCGCGGCGCGCGCGUGGGCGGGGCGCGCGCUGCGGGCGGACGCGUGCGCGUACGGCGCGCUGCGGCGGGAGCUGCGCGCCGCCGAGGAGCUGCUGCACUUCGCUGCCGAGCUUCGCGACCACGCCCUCUCGCGCGCGCCCGCCGCGCUACGCACGAAAUCAAUGAAUGCAAUAUGCGCGGAGCAAGAAGCCGCUGAGAAAGAAUUACAAUCAUCAAAUACUUUACUUGCUACGCUAGUCUCAAUACUUGGUUCAGAGGCCAGUAACAAUGCCUCACUUCCUAUAAAGCUGUACAAUGAGUUACUAAAUAGUAUUCAAGAGUUAAAUGAUAAUAUUAAUGAAGGUUACAAGUCUAAGGAAGCAGAUUUAGCUCAAAUUAAAUCCUCUGCGAAACCAUUGAGAGACUUCAUCUGGGACGGCUGCACGAAGCAACCCAACUGUUACGAUAGAAGUGUUGCCGCUAUGAGCCACUCCCUGAGAGAGGAGAUGAGCGCUGUAGAUGCUAAGGUUGUUAAAACUAGUGGCUUGUUUAAUUCUGUAAAGAAUAGCGACAAAUACAACUUGAGGAAGUUCUGGCAAUGGUUCCUCACAGAUCAAGCGAAGCUACUUUCAACAAUCAAAAGUGUCCAGAGAAGCUAAUUAUAACUAUUAUGUAAAACAUUAUAUAUUAAUAUUAAUUAUAUUUUUAAUAAUCAUGUACCUAAUGUUAUAUUAUAACUUGA